Molecule: messenger RNA, 1481 nt
Organism: Prosopis cineraria
Lineage: Eukaryota; Viridiplantae; Streptophyta; Magnoliopsida; Fabales; Fabaceae
Product: ADP-glucose phosphorylase
Exons: 3
Coding region: 145-1179 (344 amino acids)
Biological process (GO): beta-D-galactose catabolic process via UDP-galactose, Leloir pathway
Molecular function (GO): zinc ion binding; UDP-glucose:hexose-1-phosphate uridylyltransferase activity
Source: RefSeq, a predicted model, not a curated record
CAAAGAAAAUUAAGAUCGAAACCGUUCUCGACGCUGAGAAAGAAUCGGGUGGCGAGGGCGUGGUGACUGGUGAGACCUGUAGGUGAGGAGGGUCCUGGAAGGUAAAGAACAGUUAGAACUUAGAACAGGGACGAAGCAAGAAAGAUGUCAUCUUCGGGAGGUAGAACACCAGAAUUGAGGAAAGACGCUGUGUCAAAUCGUUGGGUCAUUUUCUCACCGGCCAGAGCCAAAAGGCCCUCCGAUUUCAAAUCCAAAUCCCCCACGAAUCCCAACCUGCCCCAACAAAAAUGCCCCUUCUGCGGCGGUCAGGAGCAUGAGUGUGCGCCCGAGAUCUUUCGGGUCCCACCCGACAACCCGGACUGGACGCUCAGGGUCAUCGAGAAUCUUUACCCGGCUCUCAGCCGCAAUCUCUGUGAGCCAUUUCCCUCGAGCCUUGAUUCUGCCCACGCGAUUGGUAAUUGUGUCUUGGAUGGGUUUGGCUUCCACGACGUCGUGAUCGAGACCCCGGUCCACUCUGUUCUGCUGAGUGAUCUGUCUCCGGAACAGAUUGGACAGGUUUUGCUCGCGUAUAAGAAGAGAACUGAACAACUUGCUAGCCAUGAAUCAAUCAAAUAUGUGCAGGUAUUUAAAAACCAUGGUGCUUCAGCUGGUGCAUCAAUGAGUCACUCUCACAGUCAGAUAUUGGCCCUUCCCAUCAUUCCUCCUACAGUUUCUUCUCGUCUAGCGAAUAUGAAGGAUUAUUUUGAACAGACAGGGAAAUGUUGCAUUUGUCAAAUUGUAUCUGAGGAUCUUGUGAUUAAUGCUUCUGCCAACUUCAUUUCACUGGUUCCUUACGCCGCCACUUUCCCCUUUGAGAUAUGGAUUGUUCCCCGUUAUCACUCUGCGCAUUUUCAUGAAUUGGAUGCUGAAAAGGCAGUUGAUCUCGGAGGUUUGCUGAAACUCAUGCUUAGGAAGAUGUCCAUUCAAUUGAAUAAUCCACCAUUCAAUUUUAUGAUCCACACUGGUCCCCUGCAUGGCGAGGGAUCCGAGAAAGCAUACAUUCAUUGGUUUUUACAAAUUGUACCACAACUAACCGGGAUUGGAGGCUUUGAGCUUGGAACCGGGUGUUACAUAAAUCCUGUGUUUCCGGAGGACGCUGCAACUGUUCUGAGAGAAGUAGAAAUUCAAGAAUCCAGAUAAAUCAAGAAGAAAUAUUCUUGAGAAAGCAAAACCCGUGAUUUUUAUGCAGUUAUGAAGGUUAAGCUAUAUUUUUUUAACAGGUCUCACUCCCAGGAGCCUUAAGCGACACUAUGAGGGGUUCUUCAGGUUUUACGCGUACUCUAACCAUGGUUGUAAAAGCCUUGACGUAUUGACCGGAUCAUUAUGUAUGAAUAUGAGAGGGGAGGGGACAUUCAUUGAUCUUGAAAGGGAAGAGGAAAAGGCACUUUCCAAUAAUUUGUGUCUUCAUUGAUUGAUGUAUGAAAUAUUUUUGUUUGACGCAA